AUGGGAGCACCUUUGAAGAUCCUUAAUCUGUCAUUUAAUAAUCUUACAGAAUUACAUCCAAGGGUCCCUAAGCCAUUAUCUUCAUUGAUUCAUCUUCAGGGAAAUUCCAUUUGUGAACGCAAACUUUUGGGUCUUCGAGACUGGCUAGCCUCUUCAGCCAUUGCUGUAAACAUCUGUUGUCAGAAUCCCCUAUCUAUGUGGGGCACAGCAUUAUGUUAUAUUAAAUGGACUGACAUUACAAAUUGUACUUUACCUUCGACAAAUAUAUCCAGAGCUUGGGCUGUAAAAUCUCUUCAUAUUCAUCACGAGACCACUGCACUAAUGAUGGCCUGGCAUAAAGUAACUGCAAGUGGAAAUCAUUUGGAAAACACUGUGACCGAGAGCAUUACCAUCUGGGAGCGGAUUCGUGCUUCAUCUGCCACUAGGUUUUUUCAAGAGAAUACAUUUGGUAAUGCAUUAGAGACGACCACAGUUUUACCUGUGCAAAUACAGCUUACUCCUGUUAAUUUGAACUUGGAAAAAACUCGUGUUCUACCAACUGAUGCCUCUUCUGUGUCAGGAAAAACAUCUCUAAUUUGUACUCAAGAAGUUGAGAAGUUGAAUGAGGCAUUUGACAUUUUGUUAGCUUUUUUCAUCUUAGCUUGUGUUUUAAUCUUUUUUUUGAUCUACAAAGUUAUUCAGUUUAAACAAAAGUUAAAGGCUCUAGAAAACUCAGUGGAAAACAGACUUGAGUAUUACAGCUUUUAUCAGUCAGCAAGGUAUAAUGUGCCUACCUCAAUUUGUAAUACCUCCCCAAAUUCUUUGGAAAGUCCUGGCUUGCAGCAGAUUGAACUUAAACAAAUUGUUCCUGAUAACGAGGCACAGGUCAUUCUCUUUGAACAUUCUGCUUUAUAACUCAACUAAAUAUUGACUGUAAAAAGCCCUG
This is a messenger RNA of Chionomys nivalis (European snow vole), 925 nucleotides long. RefSeq names its product leucine rich repeat containing 70 (gene Lrrc70). NCBI's taxonomy places the organism in Eukaryota, Metazoa, Chordata, Mammalia, Rodentia, Cricetidae. The record is from RefSeq and is a predicted model, not a curated record.